Messenger RNA from Rhea pennata, 1922 nucleotides. RefSeq lists its product as uncharacterized. Lineage: Eukaryota; Metazoa; Chordata; Aves; Rheiformes; Rheidae. The transcript is spliced from 3 exons. The record is from RefSeq and is a predicted model, not a curated record. Bases 958 to 1869 code for a protein of 303 amino acids.
AGAGAAUAAAAAUGCGAACUGAAGCCUGUCUAGGCGCGGCAGUUGGCAGAGCAGAGACUCCCCUGUCGCCCAGCGCUGAUAUUUGCCUAUAUCUUGCUUGCUGUAAUUAAUAAAAUUCUUAUAUUGGCUACACUGACUGAGUGAAAUUUAUGACAAUUUGGUGCCGUGACUCGGAUGUAACCUGUGAGACGGGAUCUUCUUUGGCCUUACCAAGGAGGCGCCCCGCCUGUCAAUAGGCGGCCUUGGUAGUCCAAUUUCCCGUCCCGGUUGCACCGACGAACCCAAAAUUCAAGAUAUUAGGCAAAGGAGGCCGGCAGACCCUAUAAACUUUGUGCACAAAGGUCUGGACGAAGCCGCGGGACGCUCUUCCAGAUAUUAAAAGACCCUUUUACUUGUUCGUAAACACGGACGGUGGUACGGCUUACGGAGUAUUGACCCAAGAAUGGGCUGAGAAAAAGAAACCUGUGGGAUAUCUGUCCAAAUUACUAGACCCAAACCUGCAAUUCGGACAGCAGAAAAAGAAUGGACUCAUGCCAGCAGAAUUAAGGGACCGGUGGAAAUCCAAGAUCCUGGCCCCGAACCCGAAUCAGCUUCUGAGUGGCAAGUAAUUGGAAGUCCCAGAGGAUUGAAGCUAAAAAUACAAAGGAAAGGGACUAGCAGAACUCAAAUGUCAAACGUCCAAAAGGAUUGAAUUUCCACUCGGGAGGAGGGAAAUGUAUGGAGCACCCACAAUCAAAUCUUUUCCUUUGUAAAGUUUGCAGAGGCAAGUGGUAAGCCCAUUGCGGCUAGAAAAUUCCUAGCGAGAAAAUUAGCGAAAUCACUUAUACUUAGCGAACUUACCUGAGAGGUAUCCCAUGCGGUUCCGCCUCGGUUGAACACCGGAGCUAAGAAAUUUAUAUAAAGAACUACGGGUGCUGCCUAGGAGGGCUCCUGAAGAAUAUCCUUGCUGCCGAGAAGAUGGCUCACCUCGUGGCUCGAAGCAACCGGGUCGACGAGCGAGGCAGAGGGGUAACAAAUAGUGGAGAACGAAACCUCCAGAUCAGGACACCCGUAGGGCGUUUAGGACACUAUCCUGCAAAAGGGACUGGUAAUGAUAUUCCCUGUUGGACAAACAAAGGACACUCCCUUCCUCCGGACGGGAUUUACCCCUUGACUCUGCAAACUCUUGUCCUGCAUAUCCUAUUGCUUGUACGAUCAGCGGGUGCUAAUGGACCCUCAUCCCACCAGCCAUUUCAGUGGUCUUUGAUAAGAUGGGAAGACCAAAAGGUGCUUAGGACUAGUGUUACCCCUGGAGCUCCUAGUUUUACCUGUUAUCUUUGUGAUAUUGUGCCCACUCAACCCUGUCUAAAUUUAUAUGGGUUCUAUCUCUGUCCGAGUUCAAAUCCGGGGAAAGGGUAUUGCAAUUACCCCGGACAUUAUUACUGCGGCUAUUGGGGUUGUGAAACCAUUGCCUCAGAUUGGAAGGUACACAGUCCGGACCAAUAUUUGAAAGUGGGAUGGGGCCCUAGCGGAUGUGAACCUCCAAUACACUCCGGAGGCGGUUUUGUAAGAACAGGAAAUUGUUCAUGGAUCUAUAUCAAUAUCACGAACCCAGAGGAUACAGGAUGGUUAAUAGGGAAAACCUGGGGAGCUAGAUUAUGGGAACCGGGCGUAGAUAGAGGCGGACAUUUCCUUAUCAAAAAGGAAAUUAUCCCGCAGGGCACGGAGCUCGUUGGGCCUAAUUCGAGUCUACAGGACUAUAUCCCCUCAGCAAAUUACUCAGCGACGGAGUCAGAGAAUGACACCAGUCUCUAUGAUUAUGCGAAUGAGACUGCAGUUGAUUCUGGGCCUAGAAUAGCCGAUUCCAGUGCCCACAGUGUGGUAGAAUAGGAUGUAUAUCUUGCUUGCUGUAAUUAAUAAAAUUCUUAUAUUGGCUACAGUGA